UCCGGCCAAAACCCUCGCCUCCGGUCGCCGCCAUGGCCGCGAGCGUCGAGCAAGUCCUUGGGUGGUUCCCCGGCAUCGACGCCAUCGCCAGGAUUAGGGAUGCCUCCCUCUCCGCUGUCCCGGGCUACGCCAGCGAGGACCGCAUCAGCGCCCUCCAAGACCACCUCCUCCGCGACAUCGUGUCCCGCCUCCCCGUCAAGGACGCCGCCCGCACGGCCGCGCUCGCCUCCCGCUGGCGCCAGCUCUGGCGCUCCACGCCGCUCGUCAUGUACGACGCCCACCUCCUCCCAGCCGGCGACCCCGCGCGCGUCGCCGCCGUCGCCCGCAUCCUCGCCGACCACCCGGGCCCCUUCCGCACCGUCAGCAUCACCUGCUGCAAUUUCGCGUCGCACGAGCGUGAGCUCGCCGAGUGGCCGCGCCUCCUCGCCGCCAAGGGCGUCCAGGACCUCGUCCUCGUCAACAAGCCCGCCGACGACGAACGCCUCCCCGACGUCCCCGCCGACAUCCUCCGCUGCGCCUCGCUCCGGCGCCUCUUCCUGGGAUUCUGGACGUUCCCGGACACCGGCGUCAGCCCACCCGGUGGAGGCGCAGACGGAUUUCCACACCUCCGGGAGCUCAGCUUGCUCGCCUCCAGCCCCGUUCUCGACACCCUCGCGCUCGUCCUCAGCCCAACCUGCGAGCGCGUCCACCUCCGCAGCCAAAGCCUCAAGUGCGUGCUCCUCUGGGAGUGCUUCGUGAAGGAGGUCCUCGUCAUGGACUCCCCGCUCCUGGAGCGGCUCAUUAUGUGGAAAACCAUUGAUGGUGAAGACGACCCGGUGGCUGUGAGGGUCAGCAUUGCUGACGCGCCGAAGCUGCGGGUGCUGGGUUACUUGGAGCCGAGAGUUCACCAGCUGCAGAUUGGUGAGAAUGUCAUCAAGCCUGAUACAAUGGUGAGCCCAAGCACCGUGUUUCCAAGCGUCAAGACAUUGGCCUUGAAGGUGAACUUUGGUGUCUUUGAGGAGGUCAAGAUGCUGGCCUGUGUCCUCAGAUGCUUUCCCGAAGUUGACAGGCUGCACAUCGAGUCUGUCACGGCCAAUGAACCCACUGAAUUGCACCAUGCUGAGUUCUGGCAAGAGGUCCAUCCUAUCGAAUGUGUGAAGUCACACGUCAAGAAGGUGGUUAUCCAUGAAUUCCGCGGAAAACAAAGCGAAAAUGAAUUCCUCGAGUUUGUUAGCAGCAGUGCAGAGAAGCUGCGGUCUUUGCUUGUUGUGAUUACCCAAGAAAUGUUUGCGUCGGCAUGGGAUUUCUCAAUUUCAUUGCCAAAUGAGGUGAAUGAGGUGAUUGUCAAAGCAGGGGCUCUAACGCGUGGAGCAUGGGCCUGCGAGGACUGUCAACUGGUGGUGGCGGGUCCUAAAGUGUUGGAUGGUUGGAACUUCCGCAGAGCGUCUGAUCCCUGUGUUAAGGACCCUUUCCGCUGAUGCACUUGAAGAAGCAGAGCACUCCUUCAGGUACCAUGAGCAGCUGCAAGUGUUCAAGUUAGCUGAAACUGAUGUUUAAUUUGACAUGUUAUGCACUGUGUGUGAUCAACAUUGAUCUGUCUUUGAUGCUGAUAGAAGUAAAAGACAUGCAGUUAGUUACA
Triticum aestivum (bread wheat) is the source of this 1618-nucleotide messenger RNA. Its product is annotated as F-box/FBD/LRR-repeat protein At1g51370. The coding region runs from base 33 to 1457 and encodes 474 amino acids. The transcript has 3 exons. Gene Ontology annotation, molecular function: protein binding. The record is from RefSeq and is a predicted model, not a curated record. NCBI's taxonomy places the organism in Eukaryota, Viridiplantae, Streptophyta, Magnoliopsida, Poales, Poaceae.